Hyla sarda is the source of this 2639-nucleotide messenger RNA. RefSeq names its product transcription factor HES-5-like. The transcript has 3 exons. Gene Ontology annotation, biological process: anterior/posterior pattern specification; regulation of neurogenesis; regulation of transcription by RNA polymerase II. Lineage: Eukaryota; Metazoa; Chordata; Amphibia; Anura; Hylidae. The coding region runs from base 216 to 659 and encodes 147 amino acids. Gene Ontology annotation, molecular function: RNA polymerase II cis-regulatory region sequence-specific DNA binding; protein dimerization activity; DNA-binding transcription factor activity, RNA polymerase II-specific. Gene Ontology annotation, cellular component: nucleus. The record is from RefSeq and is a predicted model, not a curated record.
CACUCCCCCCAGCAGCCUCUAUUAUCUCCUGGAUUGGAGGCUCCAGAUGGACACACGUCCAUUGUCCGCGCUGCGCUGGGAUUGGCUGCUGAGUGUGGGAACCUGCGCCGGCUCUGAUCCUCACACAUUAUUAUGCAGGGAGAGCGGUAUAUAAGGGGCCGUCUGCUCCCAGGCUGCAGACCCCUCACCUCCUAUCUAUAGAGAGGACCCUCCUGAUGGCUCCUUACAGCGCAGCUACUGACCCCCUCCUCCCGCAGCCCAGAAAGCUGAGGAAACCGGUGAUAGAGAAAAUGAGGAGAGAUCGUAUCAACAGCAGCAUCGAGCAGCUGCGCCUCCUCCUGGAGAAGGAGAUCCAGAGACAUCAGCUCCCCUCCAAACCGGAGAAAGCCGAUAUCCUGGAGAUGACCGUCACCUGCCUGCAGAGACACAUGGCCCAGAGAGAUGUCCAGGCCCAGAGAGAAGGCUUCUCCACCUGCCUCCAGGACUCCAUCACCUUCCUGUCCCAACACAGACAGAGCCAGCUCCAGAUCCAGCUGCUGCAGAACCUCCCUGGGGCUCACACUGGGGCGCUAUCUCCUCCUGUAUCCCCCUGUAUCUACCAGAUCCCCAACAAACACAGCCCCCCAGACAGCAGCCAAGCCUUGUGGAGACCCUGGUAGUGAGCGGACCCUCUUAUGUGGAGACCCUGGUAGUGAGCGGACCCUCUUAUGUGGAGACCCUGGUAGUGAGCGGACCCUCUUAUGUGGAGACCCUGGUAGUGAGCGGACCCUCUUAUGUGGAGACCCUGGUAGUGAGCGGACCCUCUUAUGUGGGGUGUGGGCUGAGAGCUGUGACCCCCAGUAUACCCCAGAGCUGGAGUUGGGGGGUCUUCUGCCCCCACUAAUGUCUCCUCAUGUGAUGGGGGGGAUGAUGGAUUAUUAGUCCAUCAGAUGAUCUGCGGCUCCUGUGUGGACUCGGCUCUAUGUUAUUAGAGGAGUAGUUGUCUCCUAUGGAGAAUCCGUCCUGUAUGGACACAUUGUAUGGAUCUUCCCAGUGAUACAAUGUAUCCGAUCAGAUGUAGUGUGUACUGGCUCUAUAUACAGAGCGGAGGAUUGUAUGUAGAUAUCAGAGCUCCAGUGCAGAGCAUUGCAGAACAAUGGAGGUGAGACCUCCGGCCUGAUAUAUACAGUAGAUAUUAUGUAUCAUUCAGUGUAUAUAGCACUAUGUGUAUUCUAUCUCUAUACAGAGGGGGGUGUUGUGAUAUCCCAUGAUAUGAUGGAUAUAGGAUUGUGUGGUCACAUAUUGGCCUUAGUUGUAUCACAGGUUAUAUGUGAACGCUCCGCUGUCAUGUAUGUUACAUGAAGAUUUCUACUUUGUUACAUCCUUUAUUGGGUGUUUGUAAUAUUUGCCGUCGUCUCAUAUACAAUGUAUAAUAAUGUAUAUACAACGUGUGUUAAUAAGUGCAAGACUGAGCUCAGAUACAUAUCAUUUCCCAACCUGUAUCUCUCCAGCGGUGUCAAAACUACAACCCUCAUCCUGCUCCUAUAGCCUUUAGCUGACAUAACAUGAUGGGAGUUGUAGUUUUGCGAAAGCCAAAAAGCCACAGGUUGGGGAACAACGUUAUAUAGAAUGUUGUGCAAGAUUUGCAGCCAGAUGUAUUAUUUAUUUAUUCUAUAGGGCAGUAAUUCCCAACCAGUGCGCCUCCAGCUGUUGCAAAACUACAACUCUCAUUAUACCAGACAAUAUCUGUGAUUACUAGUUUUUCAACAGCUGGAGGACAUUUCUAUAUAUCAGUGUUUCCCAACCAGGGCGCCUCCAGCUGUUGCAAAACUACAACACCCAGCAUGCUCGGACAGCCAAAGGCUGUCCGAGCAUGCUGGGGGUUGUAGUUUUGCAACAGCUGGAGGCACCCUGGUUGGGAAACCGUACAGAGAUCUCUCCAUGACCUAUUUAUACCCAGGACUGUAUAUAUAACAAGGGGGCAUCCUCUACGUCUAGAGGAAAGAAGGUUUCUACACCAGCACAGACGGGGGUUCUUUACUGUAAGAGCAGUGAGACUGUGGAAUUCAUGGGGAACUCUGUAAAAGAAUAUAAAAGGGGUCUGGAUGCAUUUUUGGAGAAUAAUAUCAUUACAGGUUAUGUAUAAUAGAUUUAUAGGGACAGAACGUUGAUCCAGGGAUUUAUUCUGAUGCCAUAUUUGGAGUCGGGAAGGAUUCUUUACCUCCUCUGGAUCAACUCAGUAGGGACUCAUUAGGGUUAUAGGUUGAACUCGAUGGACUCCGGUCUUUUUUCAACCUUAUGAACUAUGUUACUAUGAUAAUUGAAAGAUUAUCCCUGUAUAUUCUCACUGAGGAUGUAACAUAAGAACCUAUUCAGUAUCUAAUUGUACUGUGCACAGCGCCCCCUACAGUUCACUAUUAUUAGUGGUCAAUGUCCUGUUUAGGAUAUUGUAUUAUGGGAAUCUCAUAAGUUAUCAGAUAUUUUAAAUUCUAUGACUUCUUGUGUAUUGAGGUUGUAUGUUUAAUGAUUUGCUUAUAUUAUAGGUAGAGAUGAGCGAACUUACAGUAAAUUCGAUUCGUCACGAACUUCUCGGCUCGGCAGUUGAUGACUUUUCCUGCGUGAAUUAGUUCAGCUUUCAGGUGCUCCGGUGGGCUGGAAAA